Molecule: messenger RNA, 1155 nt
Organism: Cyclocybe aegerita
Lineage: Eukaryota; Fungi; Basidiomycota; Agaricomycetes; Agaricales; Hemipholiotaceae
Source: the annotation of a GenBank genome assembly
CAUGUUCGAAGAGAGAUAUGCCCAUGACCUUCUGUCGACUUUCAUGACAACUCAAGGCUUCCAGGUCACUAGGAACUAUCUUGGCCUCGAGACAGCAUGGCAAGCAGAGUACUCGCAGGGAACAGGAGGCAGAGUAAUCGGAAUCAACUCCGAAAUGGACGCCUUGCGAGGACUGGGCCAUGCAUGUGGACACAACCUCAUCGCUGUUAGCGGAGUCGGGGUUGCAAUUGCCCUCAAAGCCGCUCUUCAAGCCCAUAGUGACGUUUCUGGGAAGGUCGUGCUUCUGGGCACACCAGCGGAAGAGAGUGGUGGGGGCAAGGUCAUCCUUCUUGAGCGUGGAGCAUACGACGAGAUGGACGUUUGCAUCAGGAGUCACCCAAGUUCCGGUCUGCCUCACUCUAGCAGCCUUGGCUCAUCAAACGCCAUGCAGUCAAUGACCGUGGAAUACUUCGGUCAGAGUGCUCAUGCUGGAGCUGCCCCUUGGGAUGGCACCAAUGCCCUGGAUGCUGCUUUCCUGGCCUACUCAGGCAUCUCGGUGCUUAGGCAGCAAAUGAGGCCAGAUCACCGUGUCCACGGCAUAGUAGAAGGCAAGAACUGGUCGCCUAACGUAAUACCGGAUUACUCAAAGAUGACUUGGCUCGCGAGAGCUCCUACAUACGCGGAGCUUGGUGUGUUCGUGCAACGCGUCCAGAAUUGUUUGCGAGCAGCUGCUCUGGCGACUGGGUGUAGAAUCAACCUAGAGGUUGAGUCUCCUUAUUUCGACCUACAUCAAAACCCAGUGCUUGCGCAAGCUUUCGCCGACAUCGUCGGGAGUCGCUACAACAUCGCGACAUUUCCAGAUGGAACAACCGCAUCCACAGAUUUGACUGACAAACCCCUUUUCCUCUCUCUAGGGCAAUGUUUCAUAUGCUCUCCCCGCUCUACACCCUAUAUACGGUACGUGUCGCAGUUUUCCUUUCUCGCUAUCCCCACAGAACCCCAGGGUGGGAACCACACGCCAGCUUUCGCGAGAGCUGCUAUCAGCGAGGCAGCUCAUGAGGCCACAAUGACGAUCACCAAAGGUUUAGCUCUGAUGGGCUACCGGGUCCUCACUGAUGCCGAAUUCUUCAACAAGGUGAAGGCGUCAUUCGACCAGGGCAAGACACUAGGUCUUUG